Perognathus longimembris pacificus (Pacific pocket mouse) is the source of this 2352-nucleotide messenger RNA. Its product is annotated as maestro heat-like repeat-containing protein family member 1. Lineage: Eukaryota; Metazoa; Chordata; Mammalia; Rodentia; Heteromyidae. The record is from RefSeq and is a predicted model, not a curated record. The transcript has 21 exons. Gene Ontology annotation, cellular component: cytoplasm. The coding region runs from base 1 to 2352 and encodes 783 amino acids.
AUGCCGGCGGCCAUGGCCGAGAGGACGGAGGACUGGGUGAUCCUGGGGAAGAGCAUGGAGUACAUCAUGGAGGCCCUCCAAGUGCCGGGGCAGCUGUCCCCCAGAGAGGUGCUGGACGUCCUCAAGCUGCUGGCGGUCCGGAUCUUAAAUAACAAGAUGUCCGGCGCGCUGUGUCAGAAGAUGACCGACAUCAUCAUCAACUACCUGCGGAAGGCGAAGCCGGAGGAGGAGCUGGAGGAGAUGGGCGCCGUGGUGCUCACGGCCCUGGGCUCCCACUACCCGGGCGCCGUCAUCAUCAAGCUCCUGGACCGAUCGCGCCUCUACCGCCUGCCCCCCAGGAGCCUCCUGGUGGCCGUGGGCAAGCUGAACCUGAGCCCCGGAGCCGCCCGCCUACAUCGGGGUGACCUGGGAGCACGUGCUCCUGCUGCUGAGGGUGGCCCAGGAGGAGAAGGACCGGCUGGCGCUGUGCCAAACGCUGGCGGGCUGGCCGUCAACGCGCACCAGGUUCGUGAACCCCAGGCCGGGGGACGCGAGAGCACGGACGCCGCCCCCCAGUUCCUGUCCCUCAAGGCCUGCCUCACCCUGCGCGUCCUCUUCCACCGCUGGCCGCUGACGGGCAGCGGGAAGGUCACGGAGCAGGCGCUGGUGAUCGCCGGCCGCCUCUUCUUCCUCAUCGCGCCCUCCAAGCUCAGGACCCAGGUGAACUGGCUGGUGCGCAGGCUCGUGGCCCUGACCGCCACCCCCGCUCGAGCCCUUCUACAUCUCCCAGUGCCUCUGCCAGCUCCUCGAUGCCCUGGCGCAGAGCGGCUAUGGCGGCGUCAACCUGGAGUCCCAGGUGGAGAACGUCACCGACAUGCUGUUCCUGCUGGUGAGCAAACCGGUCGUCAGCACGGACACUCAUUCCAACAGAGUCACAGCCUUGCGAUGAGGGGCUUCUACAUCCUCACCAAGCUGUACAACAAGGAGGUGGUGGUGUUGCUCCUGAAGACCUUGGUGUCCAAAGAUUUGACCAAGGUCCUGUUUGCCCUUCAGGUCUUCCAGAAGGUGUUUCGAGAAGUGACGCAGACGGAGUUCCUCAAGGCGGAGGUGAUGAAGGCGGUCAUUGUGGUGAUCCAGGAGUGCGGGCAGGAGGACCCGCCGCGCCCGGCCCCCCCCACCUGCCACACCGCGCAGGUGCGCAUGGCCCUCCUCAACUUCCUAGAGAUCCUGGCCGAGCUCGGCUACCUGCUCCUCCCCCAGGGCGGCGUCCUCAUCGCCUACAUCCUCAGGCUCAGCAGCUGGGACCUCUCCCACGAAGAGGACAUGCAGCUACGGUGCCUGAGAAUCCUGAAGAUGCUGCCCUUGCCCAAGCUGGUCACCUUCGCGUGUCAGUCCGCCCACCUCAAGUCCUUUCUGGUCCUGAGCGAGGCGGCCACGGAGAUCGCCCUGCAGAAUUCCGCCCUGGGCCACUUCCCCUACCUCAGCAGGUUUCACCGCAAACCCACCCAGAUCACCUCCCCACAGACGCUCCUCACCCAGCUCGUGCUGUUUGCUCUGAAGCCCUUCCGACAGAAGGAGUUUGGGGUGAGGUCCCUGAAGCUCCUGUCUGCCCUGCACCCCAUCACCUCCCUGCACCCCGUCAUCAACUCCUGCGUGGGUCAGCUGUGGAAGAAGGCCAUCCCGGAGAUGCUGCAGAUCCUGGAGGAUUACGACGAGAAGAACCUGAAUCAGAGGAAGUGGGAGCACCGGCUGCUCCAGUUUUCCAGCCAGUCGCUUGUGGCCAUCAGUGACGAUGCCUGGAUGGAGCAGCUCACCGUGGGCGUCCUCGGCAGGGUCACGCAGCUCGUCGGCCACGACGAGGAGAAGGCCUUCCUGUACCGGUUCCUCGGCUACACCAUGAGCACCACCAACAACCCGCAGCUGGUGAAGAAAAUCCUGUGGUCCAUUCUGAACACUUCCCACGAGGAGCUGCUGGAGAGGGAGGGCAUCGCGGAGGCCUUCAGCAUCGUGUCGCUGCGCCACCUGCAGGUGGUUCUGGACGAGGUGCGGGAGUUCGGCACCAGGCUCACCGACUGCCAGGCCUCGCCCAUCCUGGGGCUGGUGAAGGAGCUCCAGCAGAAGGAGUGGGGGCUGGUGUGUAGCACCAUGUACUUCAUCUACGGCAAGAUCAUCUUGGAGAACCCGGGCGCCAUCUUCCAGCACGUGGACGGCGUCCUGGCCUUGACCCUGCAGCACUAUCAGGACUGCAUUGUGGAGAAGGCAAGGAGUCCCCACCCCAGACCCAAGACCAGCUCACCUGUCCACUCAGAGGAGCGAGGGGUACACAGGGGCCUCUACUGGGUAGACGGAGGGGUUCAAGGCCCGUCUAACUGA